Scomber scombrus (Atlantic mackerel) is the source of this 1083-nucleotide messenger RNA. RefSeq names its product transmembrane protein 26. Bases 1 to 1083 code for a protein of 360 amino acids. NCBI's taxonomy places the organism in Eukaryota, Metazoa, Chordata, Actinopteri, Scombriformes, Scombridae. The record is from RefSeq and is a predicted model, not a curated record. The transcript has 3 exons.
AUGAUGUGCUGUCUCCUGAACAUCCUGCUGGCUUUGCUGAGUCGCUUCCUGUUUGCCGUCCACGGGGUGGUGACAGUGUGGCGCGUGGUGGCCGUUAAAGGAGAGCCGCUCUAUUGGCUGCUGCUGAUGGGCGUGGCUCUUCUAGGCGUGGAAAUGGCCGUCACGUUGAAGUGCACCCGCAACGCAGAGUGGAAAUGGUUCUCCCCCAUGGUUUUCCUCUACCUCAGUACUGUCAUCCCUUCCAUUUGGUUUCUGGAGCUGAGCCUGCUGCAAUCCAAGCUUCCCGUCAACAACUCCUCAGGCCCUGAACUUCAUUUGCUGGCUCACAUCCCUAUCACAGCGGGCAUCGUGGAGCUGGACCCUGAGAACUGGGUGGCUGGUCUGGAGCAGACUAUGCUCAUUGUGUUGGUUCUUGGUCGCUGGCUGAUGCCUAAGGGGGACAUGUCCAGGGACCAGCUCUCCCAGCUCCUCAUGGUCUAUGUGGGACUGGGUGCUGACAUCCUGGACAUCUUCGAUACCUUCAGGGAACCUGAAGUCAAAACUAACCAAGUGGUUGUCAUCAUUGGCUUGUCUAUAUUCUCUUGGGCGCUCAUGCAGUUUCCUCUGGUGCUUACUCAGACGCGACCCCCAAAGGGUGGUCCCCUCUGCUGCCCUGCCUCUCCAUCUUCAUUCAUCUCCUGCUGUUCCAGUGAGGUGUGGAGCUUACUGCUCACAGUGGGACUCCAAGAUGGGCCGUUCCUGCUUUACCGGCUUUACCUCAUGGUGCAAGAGCAGGUACUCAACCAGCUGAUGAUAUUCUUCACCUGCAAAAACAUCCUCAUCGUCCUGUUGGAGCUUUAUCGAAUCUUUGUGGUGCAGUGCAAGCAGCAGGCCGAGGAAUCGGGGUUGGAGAGGUGUGCUGCUUGGGUGCUCCGGUGUCCAAUCCAGGGCUGCAGCAGGGUGGAAGAGAAACAGGAGGAAGUGGGUAGAGAGGAGUGUUAUGGAGAGCAGAGCUGUCAUACAGACAUGGGUCGGGGGUCUGAGAGGGUGGAAGAUCAGAGAGGUGUCCAGGUAGAGAAAGGUUUAAAAUGCCGCGAGGCAUGA